Messenger RNA from Lobosporangium transversale, 762 nucleotides. RefSeq names its product endoplasmic reticulum-based factor for assembly of V-ATPase-domain-containing protein. The record is from RefSeq and is a predicted model, not a curated record. Lineage: Eukaryota; Fungi; Mortierellomycota; Mortierellomycetes; Mortierellales; Mortierellaceae. Bases 1 to 762 code for a protein of 253 amino acids. Gene Ontology annotation, cellular component: endomembrane system. The transcript has 4 exons. Gene Ontology annotation, biological process: vacuolar proton-transporting V-type ATPase complex assembly.
AUGGUGAAUUUAGAAUGGACACCACGCCUUGACAAGGCUUUUACGAAGCUCUAUACCAAGACAAAGUCAGCAGCAGCAGUAAUAGAAGAGAGGGAAUCAGGAAUAACAUUGAAUAGUGCGGAACUCAAGACAGUCAAGGCUGUAGAAUCCAUUUUAGAUAACGCAAAAACACAGUCGCCGCUAUACGUUGAUUUGGAACUGGUUAGGAGAGUUUCUGCGCUACUCUUGAAGUAUAGAGACAACGAUACAGACACAGAGAAAGAGGCAUCAGAGGAUUGGAUCCAUACCAUGAUCAAAGGGAGCUCCAUAUAUGUUCCCAAGGCAGCGCCUAGAGAGCGGACUCCUGAGUUAGAGCGACUUAUGGACACUUUCAGAGCUCAGGCGGCUGAGAAAGAGUACCAACGCAUGAUCUCUUGCGUUGACCCUACAUCGUCCACCUCUAUCGCCAACAAUAUUCGGCAAGACAUCAAGGAUAUGAAGGACAUCAAGGCACAUGCUAUCGGGAUUGUAAAUGUUCUCUACACGGGUGCUGCAGUCUUCACAGCAGUCUUCAUGAUAUCGGCGCACUUUACUGAGGACCUGGGAAUGCGUGUUUUAUUGGCAUUCGCAGCGUUCAUAUUGAUUGUGGCCUGUGAAGCAUAUUUAUACUCGCGGCAUGCUUCAUCAGCUGUUGGAGGAGCAAACAGAAGGAAGAAGGCCCCAAAGCUUCCGGAAGAUGUUGUGAUAACUACGCACACUUUCAGUAAAGAAAAGAGUGCAUGA